AUGGAACUGAGGAAACGCAAGAGAGUUGUCUAUAAGCCGAAGGCUAGAGCCAGCAAACCGGCACCCGUGGCAGCGUCGCGGCCCAUGGCAAAGGUCUGCGAGUUAAGAGCGUUGCAGAGGCCCCGUUUCUGCAACGGCAGGGAGGGCCGGGACUGCUCGCGAGACGUUUCGUUCUAUCGCGAUGCCAAAAACGAUCUGGAAAGACUAGUUAAACUGCAGGAAAAACUAUACUAUGAUGAUUUGAAAGUACCGAAACUGCUGGGUCCCUCUGAAGAGUGUCGAAUGCUCAAGUUACCAGAUGAUCUGCGAAUCUACAGGGAAAUUUCAAACGAUUUGAGCUUCCUCAUAGAUGAGAUCUCGACUGAAAGAGCGGCCUCGUACACAGAACGUCUGCCACCGCCCUGUCUGGUGGGCGAUGACGCAAAUUCGAUCCGCAAAAUCGCACAAAUGUACAGUAUCGACAUCAGAGACAUCUCCGACAGCCUGCAGAACAGCGGGUGCCCGUCCAGGUUGGAGAUCCAGUCGAUCAGCCGUAAGCUGGAGAAACCGCUCUUGAUAGGGAGAGACACGUUCAGGAAAUGGCCGUCCAAGCCCAAGAAAAGGGACGGCAAGCAAGCCAAGUUUUCCAAAGUGCCUCUGCUCACCUAG
This is a messenger RNA of Torulaspora globosa, 648 nucleotides long. RefSeq lists its product as uncharacterized. The transcript has a single exon. The record is from RefSeq and is a predicted model, not a curated record. The coding region runs from base 1 to 648 and encodes 215 amino acids. NCBI's taxonomy places the organism in Eukaryota, Fungi, Ascomycota, Saccharomycetes, Saccharomycetales, Saccharomycetaceae.